GUGAAAAUACAUAAGAGUUGGGCGCAUUACCAAAGCAAAGCAUCUAAAGGGAACGGAGAGUGACGUAAACCCGACCGUUGAAAGCACCCUUCCAAGUCGCCGCCGGUUACUCAAACCCGCCGAAGAAAAAUAUCUUUAAAGCUCCCAUUUACCUUUUGGGAAAGAUCUUCUUUUUUUGGCUUCAUCUUUCUCAAUCCGUAAUUAAUUGAUUCAGUGCUGUCUUUCUUCAAUCCCAUCUCCUUACUCUCUUCCAGGGUAAGGAUCUUAUAUGAUAUGAUAUGAUCUGGUAAGAGGAGUAAGUCUCUGUGAUCGGGGAACUCGACAUGGAGGAGAGUGAAAAAAAGGGGAGAAAUGAGCAAGAAACCGAUAAGGCUUGUGUUCCAGUUGAGAGAAUUGGUUCUACCUUACUCUCAUCUUUGGUGAAGAAAGGCAAAGAAACAACAAACAAGAGAAAGUAUAAUAAGCGCAAAACCGAGGAAGAAAUCUGUUCAAAAUCCAGGAACAAGAAGUAUUCUCGAGGAUGGGUUCGUUGCGAGGAGGAGGAGGAAGAGGAGAAGGGUAAGAGAACAAGGAAGAGGAAAAGUAAGAGACAACAAAAGGAUAAUAAGGUCGAGUUAGAUGAAGCGUUGAGAUUGCAGAGGCGAACAAGGUAUUUGCUUAUUAAGAUGAAGAUGCAGCAGAAUCUUAUUGAUGCAUAUGCAACUGAAGGUUGGAAAGGUCAGAGCCGGGAAAAGAUAAGACCAGACAAGGAGCUUGAGAGAGCUCGGAAACAGAUCUUAAACUGCAAGCUUGGUCUACGCGACGCCAUUCGUCAGCUGGAUAUGCUUAGUUCAGUGGGAAGCAUCGAAGAGAAAGUGAUGGCUCCAGAUGGUUCUAUUCAUCAUGACCAUAUAUUUUGUGCGGAAUGCAAUUCUCGAGAAGCUUUUCAGGACAACGAUAUAAUACUAUGUGAUGGAACGUGUAAUCGCGCAUUUCACCAGAAGUGCCUUGACCCUCCUUUGGAAACAGAAAGCAUUCCUCCUGGAGACCAGGGCUGGUUCUGCAAAUAUUGUGAUUGCAAAAUGGAAAUCAUUGACACAAUGAAUGCGCAAAUAGGAACUCAUUUCCCCGUGGACAGCAACUGGCAGGAUAUCUUCAAUGAAGAAGCUAGUCUUCCUAUUGGAUCUGAAGCUACGCUUAACAACGAAGCAGAUUGGCCUUCGGAUGACUCUGAGGAUGGUGAUUAUGACCCUGAAAUGAAGGAAAACGGUGGAGUAAGCAACAGCAGAAGCGAUAGUGGUGGUGAUGGUGAUAAUGAUGGAGAAAGCAUUUCAACUAGCUUGAGCCUAGCUUCUGAUGGUGUAGCCCUUUCAACAGGAUCGUGGGAAGGCCAUGGAUUUGGAAAUAUGUUGGAAUCAUGCGAGACAAGUAAUGAAGAAACUGUAUGUGGGCCAAGACAGCGGAAGACUGUUGACUAUACAAAAUUAUACCAUGAAAUGUUUGGAAAGGAUGCUGUUUUGCAAGAGCAAGGUAGUGAAGACGAAGACUGGGGUCCGAGUGACAGAAGGAAGAGAAGAAAGGAAUCUGAUGCAGCAAGCACACUUGUAACUAUGUGCGAAAACAGGAAGAAAGAUGAAGAUGUUGAAGAAAUACCUGAACAGAGUGAGAAAGAUUCUGUCUCUGUAGAAGGCAAAGGAGGGCGAAGGCCGAUGUUCAGACUCCCAAGAGAUGCAGUUGAGAAGCUACGUCAAGUGUUUGCAGAGAAUGAGCUUCCUUCAAAAGCUGUGAGGGAUAGUCUUUCAAAAGAGUUGAGUCUUGAACCAGAGAAGGUCAGCAAAUGGUUCAAAAAUGCACGGUAUAUGGCAUUGAGGAAUAGAAAGACGGAGAGCGUGAAACAACCUGAGGAUUCUAAGGUGUUCUCUGGCGAUUCUAGACCAGAAGCAGUCAUGGAGAAGAAGAUAGAGACAAAGGAAAUUCAAGAUACUGUGGCCGAGACUGUCAUGGAGAAAAACACAGAAACAAAUGAGAUACAAGACACUGUGGACGAGACUGUCAUGGAGAAAAGCACGGAAACAAAUGAGAUACAAGACACUGUGGACGAGACUGUCAUGGAGAAAAACACAGAAACAAAUGAGAUACAAGAUAUUGUGGACGAGACUAACACAGAAACAAAUGAAACUCAAGAAACCAUGGACGAGACUAUUCCGCUCGGAUUUAAUGAUUCUACGAAUCAGACAACAAUUUCUCCCUGUAUUGAUAACCAGGAGGAAAUUCAACUCGCCAAUGUCUCCUUGCCUAAAUCCAUAGAAGAUGAAAGUCAACAGGAUCCGGAGCAGAAGGACUCUUCUUUCACUCUAGUGCCACAUGAAGAGCUAGGCAGCGAAAUGAGCUUAAAGACUCCUCUUGAGGAUAAGGAGACAGAGAGGAAGAUGACUGAAGAGGAAGAAUUCGAAGCAGUGAUGGAGGUGCUUUGUAUGGCAGAAAACAAGUUACUGGAUGUGACGCAGAGGCUUGAGAGAUUUAGAACACCGAAAGGCCGUAAAAAGUUAGGCAAGUCUUCUUCUUCUUUACCUGAAGAAGACUCGGUAGUAUAUGUUCCAACAGCAGAGAUCAAGGAGAAAAGGUAAAAAGAAACUUAGAUCUCUAGCAGAAGUUUUGGUGUUGUUAGAUUCUUUAUAACUAAAGAAUGCCUCAUGUAGCUUUUGUGUUUAUCAAUUUGUAUGUGUCAUUUAAACUUGAAAUAAAUCCCGGAAAAAAAAAACACUGGGGUUUUAAUUAAUAGAAUUUUAGCUCUGUUGAUUUAACACAUU
Molecule: messenger RNA, 2789 nt
Organism: Eutrema salsugineum
Lineage: Eukaryota; Viridiplantae; Streptophyta; Magnoliopsida; Brassicales; Brassicaceae
Product: pathogenesis-related homeodomain protein
Exons: 11
Coding region: 324-2606 (760 amino acids)
Biological process (GO): regulation of DNA-templated transcription; chromatin organization
Cellular component (GO): nucleus
Molecular function (GO): chromatin binding; DNA binding
Source: RefSeq, a predicted model, not a curated record